Racocetra persica is the source of this 141-nucleotide messenger RNA. The record is from the annotation of a GenBank genome assembly. NCBI's taxonomy places the organism in Eukaryota, Fungi, Glomeromycota, Glomeromycetes, Diversisporales, Gigasporaceae.
UUUACUGAAAACAAAUAUACUUGUCUUGAUAUUAAAAAGCUUGAAGGGAUAACAAAAAUUGGAUUAUACUACUUAACAAAUAUACAAAAUGAGCUUAAUCAUUUUGAAGUCAAAUUAACUGAAUCUUAUUUGCAUGAAAUU